This is a messenger RNA of Cucurbitaria berberidis CBS 394.84, 1543 nucleotides long. RefSeq names its product Aldo/keto reductase. Gene Ontology annotation, molecular function: oxidoreductase activity. Bases 153 to 1121 code for a protein of 322 amino acids. The record is from RefSeq and is a predicted model, not a curated record. The transcript has 6 exons. Lineage: Eukaryota; Fungi; Ascomycota; Dothideomycetes; Pleosporales; Cucurbitariaceae.
CUCCGCCUCGUCCGACCUCCACCGCACAACGCGUAUCCAUCACGACACUACCAUCCCACAGCCAUACGUACUUGUUGACUGCUGGAGGGGCACAGCUGGUUAGUAAUCCGAAUCUGAAUCAUGUCCGGCCGUACCCAAGGCGUUUGCCGAGCAUGUCCAUCUGCAUGCCACCACAUUCUGUCACUAUCGUGGCUGACCUCCCGCAGCAUCGUAAAUCCCAAUCGGUACAUGCACGACACUGCUCAGGGCGUCUGAAAAUGUCCACAUCUACCUUGUCGUUGGCUUCGCGGACAAAGCUUGCCAAUGGCUUGUCCAUACCGACCAUCCAUCUCGGCGUCUAUCUGACUUCUGGCAACGAGACGUCCCAGGCGGUACGAUAUGCGCUAGAGGCCGGAUACCGAGCGGUCGACUCAGCUCAGAUGUACCAUAACGAAAAGGAGUCUGGCAAGGCGGUUCUAGACUUCCUCGCCAGUGAGGACAACACGCAGUCUCUCAGGCGCGAGGAUAUCCACUUCACUUCGAAGCUGGCAUCGAACACAGCAUAUGACACGGCCCGCAAGGCCAUCAAGCAAUCGGUCAAGGAGUGCGGCCUGGGUUACAUUGACCUCUUCCUCCUGCACUCGCCAUAUGGCGGCAAGAAAGCGCGACUGGACAGCUGGAGAGCGGUCGAGGACGCCAUCCAAGACGGCGAGGUCAAGAUUGGCGGUGUAUCCAACUACGGCGUCAAGCAUCUGCAAGAGCUCCUAGACUCGCGACCGCGGACUCCCCCAGCGGUGAAUCAGAUCGAAAUCCAUCCGUUCAAUACCAGGUUUGACAUCACUUCCUUUUGCCAGAAACAUGACAUUGUGGUCGAGGCGUACGCGCCGCUCGUCCGGGCCAUGCGCAUGAAGCAUCCAACCAUUGUCUCGCUGUCCAAGAAAUACGCAUGCACGCCCGGGCAGUUGUUGGUCCGCUGGAGCCUGCAACACGGCUUCGUGCCGUUGCCCAAGAGCGUCAAGAAGGAGCGCAUCGUCGAGAACUCGCAGAUUGGGGGGUUCGAGAUUGAGGAGGCUGACAUGAAGACGAUGGACGGAUUGGACGAGUAUCUAGUCACAGAUUGGGAUCCUACCGACUGCCCGUGAGGGUGGAGGACGAGAAAAGCGCGUGGGGGUGGAGCGAGGCUGGCAGAGGGUGGGAGAUGGAUGUGAUGUGACCAUCCGAGGGAGUGGUUUGCAGCAGGAUACAAUUGGGUAGCAUGAGCAGUAGCGGUAGUCGCAGUAUUGUAGUGGUAGCAAAGGGAAUUUACGGCAUCUCCGCUGCAGACGAGUGGUGGUGUUUGCGUGCAUGUGCCCGCCCGAGGCCCUACAGUUAGCUACUGGCCCCUGCGGCCUCGCUCGCAGAAACCCCGGCACCGCCCGCCCACCCAGCGAGCGACGUAAAAGCCGCGCCCGUCCGACGUCGGCCAGCGUUUGCGCUCCCCAUGGAAUGGAAUGACCCUCUUGAAUUACACUUCCGCUCCUACUAGGCCUCCAAACUGGCCGGAGCCCGCCAGGCUCACGUGCUC